AUGCUUUUCGAGAAGAAUGAGAAGAGGAGUUUCGAUAACGUACUCGAAAGUUUCAGAAAGGUUUUCACGUUACAGCAGCUCGGCCGACUGCCAGAGAAGGAGUUCGAGGGGCUUAUGAACGAGCAACAGCCGAGACUACAGAGGGGAAUCAAAGUGAUCUUGAAAGACCUUUGGUUGAGCUGGCAUAAAUGGGCCGAGCAGAAGCUGAAGGAAGAGGAGCUUGCACAGAAAGAGCGCAUAAAGGAGGAGGAAAAGUUGAAAAGGCUUAAAGAGAAGGAGGAGAUGAAGUUACAAGCAGCUGAUAUGAAGAGAAGAAUGCAGGAAGAGGCACGUCAACAGAAGCAGCUGGAGAGAGAGCGGCUCAGAGAGCAGGAGCGGCUGGCAAGGGAGAAGGCCAGGGUAGAGGAAAAGUUGGCACGGCAAGCUGCUAAGGAGAAAGCAAAGGAAGAGGAAAGACUGAGGAAGGAAAUCUCUUCGUUUCUGAUCGUCGCUGAUGGAGACGUGGCCUCUUCUGGGAAGGACUCGGGCCCGACUGCGAAGAAUUCUCGUCGAUUUGUAUCGGCGAGUAAGAGUGGUGGCGAAGGAUCGCCGAAUGCUAUUGAGGAGGCGAAUGAUUUGCGACUUGCUCACGAACAAUACUCAGGCGCGGGCAAAUCGGCGGAGUCGAGGGAGCGGUACAGGGGGAGAAGGAAACCUCGGUGUGUGCUUGUGGACCUGGACGAAAGGGAAAGGCCGCCUGUGCAGCUGAUUAUGAGCUGCGAAUCUAAGGCAGUAUCAGGGCGUCAUCCAUUCGGGAAAGACGCCGCUAUUGAUUAUGAGAUGGACAGUGACGCUGAGUGGGCAGAGCUGGCUGAAGGGGAAGAUUUGGGAGAAGAUGAUGACGUCAGUGAAGAUGAGGAGACGGCGAGUGACGCUGAUUCGUGUGUGGUCUCUGAUGGGAAACUGAGUGCUGAUGAGAUGUCCGAGGACGAGGAGUGUGCCGCGGCAGAGAGGGAAUUAAUAAGAAAGAAAAUAAAAAAGCGUCGGUCCGCGGACGUCUUGGCGACGGUUUGCAUAUCCCUCGGGGAAAUUGAUGGCUUAGAGUGGCCUCCUCCUGGUGGUGCUUCUGCUGUCCUUACGUCACUCCGCGAGACGGUAAUUAGCGACUUUACAGUUGACACGCUUGAUCAAAAUGCUAAGCGAAUGCGACGAAUCACUGACUACUUCCCGGUGCAGCCUUCUCCUGUUGUGAAGGAGACCUCAGAAGAGGCGGUGACGAGUUGUCCAGUUCAGGAUAAUAUUGCUACUACUACUACGCCUCCCGUGGAAGGGCCUCAGCUGUCGGCAGUAGAAGCUGAGCCACUGUGA
Molecule: messenger RNA, 1347 nt
Organism: Perkinsus marinus ATCC 50983
Lineage: Eukaryota; Perkinsozoa; Perkinsida; Perkinsidae
Product: merozoite surface protein 3 precursor, putative
Exons: 15
Coding region: 1-1347 (448 amino acids)
Biological process (GO): nucleosome assembly
Cellular component (GO): nucleus; CAF-1 complex
Source: RefSeq, a predicted model, not a curated record